AAUACAGAGAAGCGAAUGGGGGUUGCCCGGUGGCUGGCUCUUUAUGUUAUGGUAAUCGUGGCGGGCAAUGCGCAGGAUGCGGAUGGUGCAUUACCGGCUGCGACCUUUAAAGCGGUAGCGGAAGCUAACGCGAACGGCCCUUACACCGGCAUCGUCAUUCCUAACCUUUAUGAGAUGGGCCCGCUUCUUAGCUCGUCCAGCUACAACGCUACUGGAAUCAUAGAUUUCGCAGGGAGAAGAUUUCGAUUCGGGACGGUCGAAGAUAGGAAAGUCAUACUGGUCAUGACCGGACGGAGCGUGAUAAACGCAGCCAUCACUACACAGCUUCUGCUGAGCUUCUUCGAUGUGGAGGGAGUGGUUCAUUAUGGAAUUGCUGGGAACGCGAACCCUGCUUUGGGCAUAGGAGACGUCGCUAUUCCCGAAUAUUGGGCGCAUACCGGUCUUUGGCAUUGGCAGAGAUAUGGGCAUGAUCCAGAAGACGAGCUUGCAUUGGAAUCAAACGGUGACUACACGAGAGAGAUUGGCCCCUUGAAGUUCGCAAAUUACACCAUAAACGUGACGGGUUGCCCUUCAUUCGACAAUCUCUUGAACAGCAUCUGGUACCAACCAGAGGAAGUGUUUCCUGUCACCGGAACUCCUGAGGAAAGACAGCACGAUUUUUGGGUCCCCGUCGACUCCACCUACUUUGCAUUGGCCAAGAAGCUUGAGGAUUUGAAAUUGGAAUCUUGCGUGAAUACGACCACGUGCUUAUACUACACGCCGGAGGUAAUCACCGUCGAAAGAGGCGUUAGUGCUGGCAUCUUUGUCGACAACGCUGCAUAUCGGAGCUUCAUCUACGGCACGUUCAACGCGAGCCCUGUGGACAUGGAAAGUGCGUCGGUCGCCCUAAUUUGUUACCAACAGAACACACCUUUCAUCGCCAUCAGGGCGCUCUCGGACUUGGCCGGCGGAGGAUCUGCCAAGUCGAACGAGGCCGGUACUUUCAGGGACCUUGCCGCAGGCAAUGCGGUGGCGGUCGUGGUGGAGUUUAUAAAGCAGCUUUCCUCCGGCAUGUAGCAAGAUGGGAAGCCACGGGAUAGUCUCCGAUAUCCAAUAAGAUUGCGUUUGUGUCUAUUUGUGUAGCAACACGAACCCUCUGCCUGAAUUUUUCACAUUUCCUUACUUUAAAUCCUCUAUUGUAAUAAAUUAUCAAAGCCACGAGGGUUCGGUGAUUCGAA
This is a messenger RNA of Rhodamnia argentea, 1217 nucleotides long. RefSeq names its product 5'-methylthioadenosine/S-adenosylhomocysteine nucleosidase-like. The record is from RefSeq and is a predicted model, not a curated record. Gene Ontology annotation, molecular function: catalytic activity. Gene Ontology annotation, biological process: nucleoside metabolic process. The transcript is spliced from 5 exons. NCBI's taxonomy places the organism in Eukaryota, Viridiplantae, Streptophyta, Magnoliopsida, Myrtales, Myrtaceae. The coding region runs from base 16 to 1056 and encodes 346 amino acids.